Molecule: messenger RNA, 855 nt
Organism: Pyricularia pennisetigena
Lineage: Eukaryota; Fungi; Ascomycota; Sordariomycetes; Magnaporthales; Pyriculariaceae
Exons: 2
Coding region: 1-855 (284 amino acids)
Source: RefSeq, a predicted model, not a curated record
AUGGCUGCCACUUGUGUAUCCUGCGAUCGAGUCUUCGUCAGCGAAGAAUCUUUGCAGCAGCACCUGCGAGACUCUCCUGUACAUGCUUCAAUGUAUAAAUGCCAGAAAUGCGACCGGUCUUUCAGCAGCGACGAAGCUCUGCAGCAGCACCUGCGAGACUCUCCUGUACAUGCUUCAAUGUAUGAAUGCAAGAAAUGCGACCGGUAUUUCAGCAGCGACGAAGCUCUGCAGCAGCACGUUCGCGACUCGCCUGCCCAUGCUCCAUCCUUCGACUGUGAGACGUGCGACCGGGCCUUCAAGACCGACGAAGCUCUUCAGCAGCACCUCAAGUACGCCGAUGCUCACCAGCAGCAGUCGCAGCCGCAGCUGACAACCCCCCUGGAUGAGUUCUUCCUCUCCUUUGAGGGUUUCGAGUACAUCCCGUCUCAGCCGCCAGCCAAGUCCUUUGCCCGCCUGGAGAAGCACCAGGGCUGGCAACGCGGCGCCGCCGCGGCCAAAAAGGCCUGGAACAAGUACCAGGAUGCGCUGGACAGCGAGCUGCAGAUGUGGUACGGCCCGUCCGACGACUUGACGGCGUGGCAUGCGCUCUGCCGCGCCGUCGGCAUCAACCCGCUACCUCAGUCGUGCGGCCAAUGCAAAAAGGCUGUGCACAAAAAGCACGUCAACAUCGUCGACCUGGUCGAUUGGUCGCGGAACCGUGGACGUAGCGAGAAACCAGUCCAGACGUUCCGCAGCGUGGCGCAACUACAGGAUUACACCAUCGCCACUGGCAAGAUAUACAGCAAAAGGCAGGCCAAGGCCGGCAGCCAGGGCAAAAAGACUGUGCUGAAGCACUUGCUGCGCCAGAUCUUUUGA